Molecule: messenger RNA, 4021 nt
Organism: Sarcophilus harrisii (Tasmanian devil)
Lineage: Eukaryota; Metazoa; Chordata; Mammalia; Dasyuromorphia; Dasyuridae
Gene: CHPF2
Product: chondroitin polymerizing factor 2
Exons: 4
Coding region: 1556-3874 (772 amino acids)
Cellular component (GO): Golgi cisterna membrane
Molecular function (GO): glucuronosyl-N-acetylgalactosaminyl-proteoglycan 4-beta-N-acetylgalactosaminyltransferase activity
Source: RefSeq, a predicted model, not a curated record
UCCUCAACAAGUCGGAGGCCGAUCCCUCCCCGGGCUGGUGGGGCCGGGACCGAGCUCGCUUCGCCUUGGGCUCCCUGGGAGGAAGCGCGCUGCUUCUCCGGAGCGUCUGCCCAGCCUUAAAGCCCUACUUGUCGGGAUCCCCCUCCUUUUGCCUUCUCUCUGCCCCUUCCAAAAGGGGUUUUCUUUUCUUCAAAAAGAAAAACGGGGGGAGAAAGUAAGUGACUGCAAAUUGCUCUUAUUCUGCGGCUUCUUGCCCAGCGCUCCCCGACAGAAUAAGUUUUCGCGUGUCCCGGGCCCCCGCAAGCUCAUCUUUUGUGCCUGCGCGGACCGGGACUUAGUCCCGCUUCUGCGAAGUAGAAGCGCACCCCCUUUUGAUGUACGUCCCUCCGAAGCUAGCUGAGCCAGGCUUGCCCCCGCCCGGAGAGCCUUCCUUCCCCGCCCGUGCUUUCCGAGGCGCGCCCAGGCCUGCUCGCGUUCCCUGGGCUAAAGCUGGAAGGGAGCUUAACCUCUUCCAACCCUCUCCUUCUACUGACAAGUAAAGCAAGGCCCAUGGGGGAUUGAAGGCACUUUUUAAAAUCACCCCUCUCUUAAGCGGCCCCGGCUUUAUAGGGACAAGAACUCAUGCAGCAAGAACUACCGGAACCGGCUCUUCCUUUUCCCUCAAAAAAAGGACCAGGCGACACUAUUCUUUGCAGCGCGCCUUUAGGGAUGCCGGAUUCCAGGGAGGCACCACCUGCCACUGAGCUCUUUUGAGGCAGCAGACAGUAUGAGGGCUCAGUCAGCAAACUCGCCUACCUCAUCCGGGUCCCUGUCCUCAGAUGCGGAGUAUUAGUAGCUCUAGGCCGCCUUGUCCUUGUGGGCUACCCUUUUCCCCACGUCCCGAAAGGGAGGCCGCGGAGAGCCAGACUUUCUCUCGUGGAUCAAUCUUGACCAGUAGAGUAUUCUAGGGCAUGGCUGAUCUAGAACCUGGAACUCCGCAAGGUAGGCAGAUCUGGAUCGAGGCAGAGGUUAGUUAUUGUGGGUGGUGACUCUUGAUUUGAAGUGCCAUGAAUCUCUCCUCCUGUCCUUCUUUCACCUCUUCUAGCCAGCGCUUGCACUAAGUCUAGAUUGCAGGGGUUUAUGGUCCUCACAACUUCCUUGUAUCGGGACCAGGAAUCUAGUUCUUUAAGUUUUGACUUCUCAUCUUUCGUCAAAAGACCAAAAGCUGUGAUCUCAGCUGUGCUCCCUUGUCAAGCUAACUGCGGGCUUAAUUGCUUCCUGUUCAGGAGUUAGAUUUUUCUGCUCCGACAGCUGGAGAGUCCGGGGCUAGAAAAUAAAGCCCAGGGUAGGCCCAAGGGAAGCUUCCCAGCUCUGCUUUUGUCUUGAACUUCUCUGGUAAAUGCUGGACCUUGGAGGCAUACCUAUUCUGCUGUUCUAUUCACCACAUUGACUCCAGAUUCCUUAUUUAAAACGUCAAAUUUAGCAUUGCUCCCAGCUAAAUAAUUUUCAGCCCAGUUGAUCUUCGGGGCUGUGCCCCUUAUUAGGAAAAGGCAUCACUGCCCCAGGAAGCACCAUCAUGCGACUGAGCUCCCUUCUGGCUUUGCUGCGACCCGCGCUACCCCUCCUCCUAGGACUGUCCUUAGGGUGCAGCUUGAGCCUCUUACGGGUCUCCUGGAUCCAGGGUGAGGGUGAUGACCCCUGUGUGGAGACUUUGGGGGAACUUGGGGGGUCACGGAAGCUGGAUUCAAGGAACCAGCUUGGCCAGAGUGAUGAAGACUUCAAGCCACGGAUUGUUCCGUACUACAGAGAUCCCAAUAAGCCAUACAAGAAGGUGCUCAGGACACGGUAUAUCCAGACGGAGCUGGGCUCUCGAGAAAGGCUGCUCGUGGCUGUCCUGACCUCCCGGGCCACACUGUCCACACUAGCAGUGGCCGUGAACCGCACUGUGGCCCACUACUUUCCUCGGCUACUGUAUUUCACAGGGCAGAGAGGUGCCAGGGCACCAGCUGGGAUGCAGGUGGUGUCCCACGGGGAUGAGCGCCCAGCCUGGCUCAUGUCCGAGACCCUGCGCCACCUCCACACGCACUUUGGCGCUGACUAUGACUGGUUCUUCGUGAUGCAAGAUGACACCUACGUCCAAGCUCCCCGCCUGGCUGCACUGGCCGGCCACCUUAGUAUCAACCAGGACCUGUACCUGGGUCGGGCCGAGGAGUUCAUUGGUGCAGGGGAGCAGGCCCGGUACUGUCAUGGUGGUUUUGGCUACCUGCUGUCCAGGAGCCUCCUGCUCCGGCUGCGGCCCCACCUGGAUGGCUGCCGCGGAGACAUCCUCAGUGCCCGUCCUGAUGAGUGGCUUGGGCGCUGCCUGAUUGACUCGCUGGGCAUCGGCUGUGUUUCUCAGCACCAGGGGCAGCAGUAUCGCUCUUUUGAGUUGGCCAAAAACAGGGACCCAGAGAAGGAAGGAAGCUCAGCAUUCCUAAGUGCUUUUGCUGUUCACCCUGUCUCUGAUGGGACACUCAUGUAUCGGCUACACAAGCGCUUCAGUGCGCUAGAGUUGGAUCGGGCCUACAGUGAGAUAGAGCAGCUGCAGGCACAGAUCCAGAACCUGACAGUGCUGACCCCCGAGGGGGAAGCGGGGGUAAGCUGGCCAGUGGGGCUCCCUGCCCCUUUCACUCCACGGUCGCGCUUUGAGGUCCUGGGCUGGGAUUACUUCACAGAGCAGCACAUCUUCUCCUGUGCAGAUGGGGCCCCAAAGUGUCCCCUCCGGGGGGCCAGCAGGGCAGACGUGGGCGAUGCCGUGGAGACGGCCCUGGAGCAGUUGAAUAGGCGCUACCAGCCCCGCCUGCGCUUCCGAAAACAGCGGCUCCUCAAUGGUUACCGCCGCUUUGACCCGGCCCGGGGCAUGGAGUAUACUCUGGACCUUCUUUUGGAGGCCGUGACCCAGCGUGGGCACCGCCGAGCCCUGGCACGAAGGGUCAGCUUGCUCCGGCCAUUGAGCCGAGUGGAGAUCCUGCCUAUGCCUUAUGUCACCGAGGCUACCCGGGUCCAGCUGGUGCUGCCACUGCUGCCUACAGAGGCCGCCGCUGCCCCGGCCUUCCUGGAGGCCUUUGCAGCCGGCGUCCUGGAGCCCCGGGAGCAUGCUCUAUUGACCUUGCUGCUGGUCUACGGGCCGCGGGAAGGCGGUCGGGGGGCUCCCGACCCCUUUGCGGGGGUGAAGGCGGCAGCGGCCGAGCUGGAGCGCAGACACCCCGGGGCCCGCCUGGCCUGGCUUGCUGUGCGAGCCGAGGCGCCCUCCCAGGUACGGCUCAUGGACGUGGUCUCCAAAAAACACCCGGUAGACACACUCUUCUUCCUCACUACCGUCUGGACCAGGCCCGGGCCUGAUGUUCUCAACCGCUGCCGCAUGAACGCCAUCUCAGGCUGGCAGGCCUUCUUCCCCGUCCACUUUCAGGAGUUCAACCCUGCGCUGGCCCCAGUGAAGCCCCCCCCGGGGCCUCCUGGGGCGGGCCCUGACCCUCCCUCCCCAGCCGGGCCCGAUCAACCCCGGGGGGCCUCUGCCGGGGGCCGAUUUGACCGGCAGGCCUCUUCGGAGGGGUGCUUCUACAAUGCUGACUACUUAGCAGCUCGAGCCCGGCUGGCCGGGGAACUGGCUGGACAGGAAGAGGAGGAAGCCCUGGAGGGGCUGGAGGUGCUUGACGUUUUCCUACGCUUCUCAGGGCUGCACCUUUUUCGGGCAGUUGAGCCGGGCCUGGUGCAGAGAUUCUCACUGAGGGACUGCAGCCCGAGACUUAGUGAGGAGCUCUACCACCGCUGCAGACUCAGCAACCUGGAGGGCCUGGGUAGCCGGGCCCAGCUGGCCAUGGCCCUAUUUGAACAAGAGCAGGCCAACAGUACCUAAUCCACUGCUGUGUACACUGGUACUUCCUCAUCCCUUCCCUUCUGCUGCCUUUGCCCCAGGAAGGGCAAAGCAAGAUGGUCUGAGACAGAUGGAGAAAUUGUUACUGUAUUUUUUUUAAAUGAGAAAAUAUUAUUAAAAGUUUCUUCU